UUUUUAUGCAGUAUAUAUCAUCAUUGAGGUAACAGAGGUCUCUCUGACACAAGUCAUCAUUGAAACCCUAAGCCUCCCCACAACCCCAUAUCUCUUUGUCUGAAAAAACUCUUUUGCAUAUAAAUAUAGUCACAUAUUGGCCAUAUCUUUCAAACUGUACUGCUGCACAAGUGUAGAGGCAGUGGCACAACAUCUUUAAAGACACAUAUAGAGAGAGAGAGUGAACAAAAGAGAGAAGUCAUUUAUUCAUUUUCUCGCUACAAAUUCUUGAGAACCCGGACAACUUUUUCUUUCUUCUUUCUGGUUUUGGGUUAGGGGAAAAAAAAAUGGGUGAAAGAGAUGAUGGAUUGGGGCUAAGUUUGAGCUUGAGUUUAGGAUUUAAUCAGAAGGAGCCGUCUUCGAGGUCAAAUCCAAUGCCUUUGGCUUCUUCUUAUUCAUCUUCACCACACAUGCAUAUGCAUAUGCAGCAGCAGCAGAGCAAUAAUUAUAGCCAUCCUCAAAAGAAUCAGAACAGUUGGAUUAACAUGUUUCAAUCUUCAGAGAGAAACUCCGACAUGAGAUCGUUUCUCAGGGGAAUCGACGUGAACAGAGCUCCAUCGACGGUGGUGGUUGACGUGGAGGAUGACGCCGCCGGAGUAUCGUCCCCGAACAGCACCGUCUCAAGCGUGAUGAGCGGGAAGAGGAGCGAGCGGGAGCUAAUGGCUGCGGCAGCUGCAGCCGGAGGGGGUAGUAGAGUAGAAGACAACGAGAUGGAGAGAGCUUCUUGUUCGCUCGGAGGUGGUAGCGACAAUGAAGACGGUAGUGGGAACGGAGACGACGGUUCCAGGAAGAAACUCCGUUUGUCUAAAGAACAAGCUUUGGUUCUUGAAGAGACUUUUAAAGAACAUAGCACACUCAAUCCGAAGCAAAAGAUGGCAUUGGCUAAGCAAUUGAAUCUGAGGACGAGGCAAGUGGAAGUGUGGUUCCAAAACCGAAGGGCAAGGACGAAGCUGAAGCAAACGGAAGUAGAUUGUGAAUAUCUGAAGAGAUGUUGCGAGAAUCUAACGGAGGAGAAUCGAAGAUUGCAAAAGGAAGUGAGUGAGUUAAGGGCUUUAAAGCUUUCGCCACAUUUAUACAUGCACAUGAAACCUCCCACUACGCUAACAAUGUGCCCUUCUUGCGAACGCGUCGCUGUUACUUCAUCACCCUCAUCGGUGGCUCCUCCUGUGAUGACGUCUUCGUCUCCGAUGGGGCCAAUGAGUCCGUGGGCUGCUAUUCCUCUCCGACAACGACCUGCUGCUGGUUCUCAUUAGAGAAUUUGUCUCUUUAUUUUUUAAUAGUAGUAGAAUUUAAUUAGUCUAAAGAUAAUAUAGGUUUUGGUGAUUUGUUUUUCUAUUAUAAAGUCAAACGAUCUUUGGAAGUUUUUUUUCAAGAGUUGUUGGUCCAUGCUUUUUCUUUCCUUUGUUUUAUUCAGUUUGGUUUUUGAAGCUGAAUUACGGUAUUAUUGUCUAAUGAUUAACAACAGACUUAUAUAGUUUGGAGAAAGGCUUAUGUUUGUCUUAAUAUAGUUGUAAUUGUUUAAUUGGGUUUGUUCCUUGGUACUUACUUAAGAAAGGGAAUUUUGUAAA
Messenger RNA from Camelina sativa (false flax), 1607 nucleotides. RefSeq names its product homeobox-leucine zipper protein HAT3. Gene Ontology annotation, molecular function: DNA-binding transcription factor activity, RNA polymerase II-specific; sequence-specific DNA binding. Gene Ontology annotation, cellular component: nucleus. Gene Ontology annotation, biological process: regulation of DNA-templated transcription. The record is from RefSeq and is a predicted model, not a curated record. NCBI's taxonomy places the organism in Eukaryota, Viridiplantae, Streptophyta, Magnoliopsida, Brassicales, Brassicaceae.